CGCAUCGUAUUGCAUCGCAUUGCAUGUUGCAUCAUACAUCAUGCUUCGUCAAUAACUGCUAUCUCAGGAAGGCAUCGGAAGUCCGUUUCGAUAAAAACAACAACUAGAAAAUCCACUGCGUGUCAUUCCUUAUUGUUCAUUCAUUCAUGGAAGACUGUUGAAUCAAUGUCAUCGCACUAGUGGAGGACCUGGAGAAGCCCGGCAUCAUCUCGUCAUGGAUUCUGGUGGAUCAUCAUCAAGCUCGACGGCUUCGCAAGUGAGGUCCAAGUACGGCCAACCAGUGACGUCUUCGCCUAGGACUCUAGAGUCCAAUCGACGUCGUUUGGUCGGACUGUUCUCGAGCUUCUCGAUAGGGUCGUCAUUGGAUCAGAGUCCCUCAGGACAGUCACAGAAGAGUGACGAUGUGAUCCCUGCUGGGCAAUCGGAAUCGGACUCCCAGCAGUCUGGUGGUUCCGGAACGACUCUCAUCAAUAAACCCUGGUCAUGGUUCCAUACCGCUACAACAUCCGAUAAGCCAAUGGGUGAAUCAAGCCGUUCCGCCACUGUACGCGAUUCAGCCGUCAUAGUUGGAACUGGGCAUCCGUCUACUGAUCCCUCCUCGCCAUCUCGUCUUCUUGCCCUGCCCGACGAAAUACUCGUGCACAUUCUCCUUCAUCUAGAUUCCUCUGCUUCGGAACUCCUCAACAUAUCGCUCGUCUGUCGGCAUCUACACAGUCUCUCAAAAGCCCCAGUCCUAUGGUACGAUCUCUACACUCGAUCCGGGUUUUCCUUGACUCCCCAUGCUCUCGAUCACGUAGCAGCUGUCUUGGAUCCUCCAAAUGGCUACUGGGAAAGAGACCGCUGGAUCAGAGCGUCAUCAUCGCCACAUAACAGUGCCGAUUGGUCUCAUACAGACACCAGCGCUGGCAAACCUUUAACAUUACGUCGUCGUCUUACGGAUAGCCCUAAAUUCAGUCCCAGUCCCAGGAAGCGACGUGAACAAACUUUUGCACCGAGCGAUGAAUUAGAAAUACAUUACCCUACGCUGUUCCGUUCGAGACUCGCCCUCCAACGUCAACUCCAUGACUCACUCACGCAUAUACCGUCUGGUCUACCUCAUCAACAUACGCUCUCAUCGCACACCAAUGCAGUGUACUGUCUACACCUUUCACUACCUUAUCUUUUCACUGGAUCGAGAGAUCGGACCAUGCAACUCUGGCGCCUCCCUGAUCCGUCUUCCUACGACCUCCCCGUCUUAAUCUUAAGCGUCGAUCCGGCUCAUGGAGGAAGUGUUUUGACCAUGGCAUUUGAACCUUGGGAAGAUCGCUCGGGAGGGUUGUUGGUCACGGGUAGCUCUGAUCAGACAGCGGGCGUGUGGACUGUCGACUUUGGCUCGACAAUGGGGGCGGUUCAUGAUGCUUCCGUUGGAGAGAAGCGGAUGGCCUCCAUCAGUCGCAUUGCGACGCUUCGUGGAUGUAGCCGUGGAGUCUUGGGCGUAGCGCUGAGCAAGACCAAGAUAGUCUUAUCGACGAAGGAUCCCGAGUUGCUUGUGUAUGACCGAUCAUCGUACAACUUUCUAUGCAAACUGCAAGGUCACGAGAAGCCGAUCAACAGUCUCGCCAUAAACCCAUGGCCGGGCCUCGAGCAAGUCGUCAGCGUGUCAAGCGAUGGUCAUUUGAUCAUUUGGGACUUGAGCACGAUGAAGGAACUGCGGAGAGGUGCAGGCGAUGGACGAGGUCUAGCUUGUGUAGCGUGGGAAGGCAGGUAUAUCCUCGUUGGAGGGAAUGACCGUCUAGUCAGCCUGUAUGAUGCCGGCGACGCAUCUCUCAUUAGAACGUUCGAAGGUAAUCGAGAUCUCGUGCGAGCCGUAUCUCUCGAUCUGUCAACUGGUCUGGUCGUCAGUGGUGGAUACGACGGUUCCGUGAGGAUCUGGGAUCUGCAUUCGGGAUCAUUGAUUCGGAAUCUCACGGCGGGUAGAGCGCAGGAUCUGGUAUUCGCGGUCAAGACGCAUAUAGGCAAGGUGUUGUUUGCCAAUCGCGAAGGGGUGAUUCAGAUUGUCACGUAUGGUUCUGGUCUGCCUUAUCGUGAUCAUUUUGCAUCGUGAUGUAUCGUGUCUGCUGCCGCUGGGUCGAAAUAACAGGCUUCGAAAUAUUCCGCAUCGAGAUCUGAAAGUAUCACUGGUUCGGCAGAUCAAGGCGGGCGAGCCCCGCCGUGGCAAAUGAACCCUCUCUGUCUCGAUGGCGAUGCGA
Messenger RNA from Kockovaella imperatae, 2228 nucleotides. RefSeq names its product WD40-repeat-containing domain protein. The transcript is spliced from 5 exons. NCBI's taxonomy places the organism in Eukaryota, Fungi, Basidiomycota, Tremellomycetes, Tremellales, Cuniculitremaceae. Gene Ontology annotation, biological process: ribosomal large subunit assembly. Gene Ontology annotation, cellular component: nucleolus. Gene Ontology annotation, molecular function: protein binding. The record is from RefSeq and is a predicted model, not a curated record. Bases 215 to 2083 code for a protein of 622 amino acids.